CAUGUUUUUUCGUAAUAGUUAUUAUUUACUUUGAUGAUUAUUGUGCGCGGAACUUGAGGCCGAUCUCACCAUCUCGAGUUAGCUUUUACACACAUACACAUCUAACACAUAUUUGUUAAUUUUAUAUCUGUACAUAAUUGACUGAAUAGCUUAAAACUGAUCGUAUUGCUAUAUGUUUUUCCUCGGAAAAUGGCCAGGAAGACAAAAUAAUACGAUCAGUUUCUAGUUUUCAAUUGCCAAUUCCCAAAUUUAAUACGCCGAUUUUUUCAAAGUUUAAUUGGAAAUGGUGAGACCGUUGGUCUCCUCGGCUCGAUUCAAAACUUCGAGAAUCGCAAUUUUACUCUUCGAUACAUCUCGAAUCUGUCAUGGCGUCAUCGUCACUCGAGAGUGAUGGAUGUUCGUUUUUUUCGUCCACUUGUUGUGUAGUGAGGCUUCACGAAGGAAGGAGCGUGUUUUUUGUGAUGCAGAACGUUGUGAUAUAUUAAAUAUCGUGUACAUUUUUUAUUAUAUUUCGUGAAUUUAGAUUUCUUAGAAUCGGAUUGUUCGAAAGUAUGCGCACCUGUCUAAUCUAACCUAACCUAACCUAAUUUACAAUAUCUGUCGAAUCUGACUUCUGGCGACUGCGAUUCGUGGCGAUAUGUCUCGAGUUCGCGCGUGAAUUAUUUAAUAACUUGUUAAACUAUGAUCACCAUUGUAACUUUCAAUGCUACGCUAGUCGUCGAUGAUUAAGCUAAAGAAAAAUGUAAAAUUCGUAAAAAGUAAUGUUCGUAAUUUGUAAAUAUAAUUGCAUCUAAUACAAACUUUAUUCUGAUAUAGACAGAAAGAGAAAGUCCGGCAUUAACGUGUUAAUUAAUUUUCGUGACGCGAGUUGCAUUGCGUGUCGUUCUUUGCGUGCAAUAUUCCAUGUAUAGAUAGAAAAUGGUAGUUGGUAUUGAUUCUGUGAUAUAUUUGUGCCUCGUGGCGUUUCUUUGGGGCGUAACCAACCCAUUCCUAAAGAAAGGUGCACAAGGUUUGGAGAAAAUUAAGGCCACGUCCGUUUACGGGCAAUUUAUCAAGGAGCAAGCGUUUCUUAUCACCAAUCUGAGGUGUGGCUCGCUGUUGUACUUCCUGACCCUGCAGAGCACCGACAUAUCUUUGGCUCUGCCAGUUUCAAAUUCCCUUACCUUUGUAUUUACUGCAAUCACAGGCUGGUUCUUGGGUGAGGAGAAAGUGCAUAGAAAUACCUACCUGGGAAUGAUACUUAUACUAUGUGGAACCACAUUGUGUUGUUGGGACAAAAUGAAUAAAACAGUGGAAUUGUGAUUUAUGCAUACACUUAAAACAACAAUCAUUAAGCACGCAUCGCUAACCUUCCUUAUCCUGUUUGUUCAUUACCUGCUGAUUAAUCCACAUCCAUCCUGUGUAACGUGAGUACCACAAUGAUUAACACAUACAUCAAAUCCUCUCAUCAAAGCAAAGUCACGGUGUCCAUUUGAUUUUGCUUUCUAAUAUUGUGAAACAUUUAACAUUAAUAUAUUUUAUUAAUGAUAUGCUAGUUUACAUCAUUGGAUUUGUUAAUCUUGUUACAAAAUAUAACUCUGUUUUCGCAGCUUACCUUUUCAAAGAGAGGUAAUAUCUGUGUUAAUAGGCAAUAGGUUUUAUUCGUAAUUCCAUACAAUAUCGUCAAUAUAUAUUCAUGAUAUCUA
Molecule: messenger RNA, 1685 nt
Organism: Monomorium pharaonis (pharaoh ant)
Lineage: Eukaryota; Metazoa; Arthropoda; Insecta; Hymenoptera; Formicidae
Product: transmembrane protein 234 homolog
Exons: 4
Coding region: 919-1302 (127 amino acids)
Source: RefSeq, a predicted model, not a curated record